Messenger RNA from Mycena indigotica, 1548 nucleotides. RefSeq lists its product as uncharacterized. The record is from RefSeq and is a predicted model, not a curated record. Gene Ontology annotation, molecular function: oxidoreductase activity, acting on paired donors, with incorporation or reduction of molecular oxygen; iron ion binding; monooxygenase activity. Lineage: Eukaryota; Fungi; Basidiomycota; Agaricomycetes; Agaricales; Mycenaceae. Bases 7 to 1548 code for a protein of 513 amino acids. The transcript has 10 exons.
GCUCCCAUGGACGACCGCAUUCUUCUCUUUCUGCUCCUUCUCACUGGGCUCCUCGUCGCACUCGCGAAGCGCUCCCGCAAAGCAAGCCGGGUCCCCAUUGUCCGCCCUCCGACACCGUCGUUCGGCCCGCUUACCAGCUACCGCGACGCUCUUUCUUUCAUCGAGCAUGCGCCCGCCAUGAUCAACCGCGGGUACGAGCUCCACCCCAACGCAGUGUUCCGUGUCGCGCGAAUGUGGUACUGGGAAUACGUCGCCUGUGGGACGCGCCUCGUCAAGGAGAUCGGUGGGCUGCCCGAGAAUGUCGUGUCGUUCACCGAGGGCGUCGAGGAGAUCGUACAAUCGCGGAUAACCAUGGGCCACGAGGUGAUCGACAACCCAUACCACCUCGCUGUCGUGCGCACAACCCUGACGCGCAACCUUCACGCUCGCUUCCCUGAUGUCCGCGACGAGAUCGUCUGUGGCUUCGACGAGAUAGUUGGCCUGCGCACGGAGUGGAAGUCCGUCUAUGUCCUGCCGACGAUUAUGGAUAUCGUCGCGCGGGUUAGCAAUCGCCUGUUUGUUGGCUUGCCGCUCUGCCGAAAUAAGGCGUACCUCGACAAUAAUGUGCAGUACACCAUCGACGUCAUGGCUAGCUCCAAGAACAUCGGCCUGUUGCCGCCGUUCCUGCGCCCGAUGCUCGGCCCCUUGAUCACCAAGCGGAACAAGUCGUUCGACACGGCCAUGCGGUUACUAGGGCCGGUCGUGGCAGAGCGGAUGCGGCAGGAAGACGAGUACGGGCCGGAUUGGUCGGGCAAGCCCAACGACUUGAUCUCGUGGAUCCUCGAAAUUGCACACGGGGACAACCGAACUGUGGAGGGCAUUGUCAUGCGCAUCCUGGCGGUCAAUAUGGCGGCCAUCCACACGACCUCUAUGGCUUUCACCCACAUGCUGUACUCGCUCGCGUCGUUCGAGCCCGCGAAAUAUCUGCUGCCCAUGCGCGCCGAGGUCGAGGCGGUGAUCGCAGACGAGGGGUGGAGCAAGGCCGCGCUGGGGAAUAUGCACUUGAUCGACAGCUUCCUCCGCGAGUCGCAGCGCAUGCAUGGGAACGGCCCGGUUGGAAUGACCCGCCGUGUGGUUGCACGCGACGGCGUGACGCUAUCGGACGGGACAUAUUUGCCCCACGGUGCAUUCAUCUGUGUUGCUGCAAUGCCUGCGCACGUUGACGACGCCAACUACGAGAACGCGAAGGAGUUUGAUGGUUUCCGCUUCGCACGCGAGCGAGACGCCCAGAUAGCGAAAGAGGAGGCGGAGCCUAGUGUCGAGAAGCAUGCGUUGGGGCGGCAAAUGAUCACCACCGCUCCGGACCACCUGCCCUUCGGCACCGGCAAGCACGCCUGUCCCGGCCGCUUCUUCGCCGCAACCGAGCUCAAGGCUAUGCUCGCGCACCUCGUGUUGAACUACGAUGUCAAGGCCGUCGUGGAUGGCGUGCGGCCUCCUGACGAGGUCUAUGGCAUUCGCAUAAAUCCGAACACGCGGGGGCAGGUGUUGCUGCGCAAGAGGGUGGAGUGA